CGCUGUCGCUCUCGCUCACUCGCCCAUCGCUCACUGCUCCUCGCUCCUCGCCCAUCGCCCACUCGCUCUCCCGCAAAAGCAAAAAAGCUGAUAAACGCUGGAAAGGCUGACACAAAACCAAACCGAACUUGGGCCCAAGUGCAGUUUUAUUUAAUCAGUGUGUAAAGACGCGUUGUUUGGUUAACGCCGGCCGACGGCUCUGCGAAAUAACAAAAAUAACACAUAUAUUUUUUUUAAAGUCCUACGCGAGUGAACAAUAAAUAAGCCCCCCUCACCAGCCCCUCUACCACCAACAACCCAUCAAAUUGUGCAUAAAUAGACCUAUUUGAUGGCCUAAACUACAGACCAUAAUGGUUUUGGAGACCUCCGAAGGCGAUAGCAAAAAGUUCUUGACCAAUUGCCGAAAUAACAACAACCAAAGUCCCAAGGAGGCGGAAGAUUCGAGAGGGAGUAGCAACACCGCCGCCCAUCGGAGUUCCAGUCAGCAUCUGCUAGGGGGCGCCAGUUCGGCAUCCGUUUCCGUGUCCGGUUGCGGCAUGCCCUCCGAGGGCCUCCACCCGACGGCCGCCCUCCAGCUGUAUGCCGCCGCCGCCCAACUGGCGCCCGGCGGCGUCCGCGUACCGCCCUGGGGUCCCUUCCUCCAGUUCGGCGUGCCGGGCGUCUUUGGGCCGAACGGACCCUUUUUGGGGCGACCCCGUUUCGAUGCCGCUGCCGCCGCCGCCGCUGGCGGUCAUCCGAAUUCCGCCGCCGCCGCUGCGGCCGCCACACAAAUGGCAGCGGUAAAUGCCAGCAAUGCGUUCGCCAAUCUAACGGGACUGAGUGCGGCGGCACUGCGGAACGUUAGUGCCGCCCAAACGACAGCGGUGGCGGCAGUGGCCAGCACAGUGGCCACCAUCCAGCACCGCCUGAUGAUCGGCAACCGGCAGAGCCUGCCGCCGGCGGGACCGCCCAGCGAAGGAUCCAACGAGGAUGGCGGUUUUCCCGGGGACGGCGACGACGACAGCAGUGCGGCCAAGCGCCGGAGGUCGCGCACCAACUUCAACUCCUGGCAACUGGAGGAGCUGGAGAGGGCCUUCUCCGCCAGCCACUAUCCGGACAUAUUCAUGCGGGAGGCCCUGGCCAUGAGGCUGGACCUCAAGGAGUCGCGAGUUGCGGUAUGGUUCCAGAAUCGACGUGCCAAGGUGCGUAAGCGCGAGCACACGAAGAAGGGUCCUGGCCGCCCCGCCCACAACGCCCAACCGCAGACCUGCAGCGGCGAGCCCAUUCCGCCCAACGAACUCAAGGCCAAAGAGCGGGCCCGUCGCCGAAAGAAACUGGCCAAGGCGAUUGACCGACAGGCCCGGAAACUGCAGGCCAAGGGCAUCACCGUGGACUUGGAGGCCCUGAAGGCCGAGUACAUAUCACAGCACAAGGCGAACGGCACCUUCUCCGACUCGGAUCUCGAGGACGAUGGCAUCCAGAUCGACGUGGUGGGCGGCACGGAUAGCGACGACGAGGGCGACAGCGAUGCGGUCAGUCCGGUCCGCCUGGGUGGCGGGGGCGGCGGAGGUGGUGGUGGCACCGGCGGAGGCGCCUCCUCCCAGCAGAACUCAUCGAUCCACUGCGGCCUGGAUGGCGAUGGGGACAGUUCGCGGGCGGGCAGCUUCAUCGGCGGAGGCGGCAGCCUUGGCAGCCCCAGUUCGGUGGCCCCGCCCUCGAUGCUCUCGAAUGGGGCGGCCGGCGGCGGUGGCUCCAUAUUCGGCAAACUGGAGCCCAUGGACGGCAAUGAGUCCGAGGAGCGGGACAGGGAGAACUCGCCGAAGCCACUGCUCUUCCCCGCCAAGGCCUUCCAUCAACUGAACCUGCAGAGCAGCCAGCAGCACCACGGCCUGGUGGGUCAGGGUCAGGGAUCGGGGUCGGGGCACCAGCACCAGCACAACCACCACCACCAGCACCACCACCUCCAUCAUGGCAGUGCAUCCGCAUCGGCGGCGGCGGCAGUGGCCAGUCUGGUGCACCAGACUUCGCCGAUCAGCAUGCGCCGGAGCAAUCCCUUCAGCAUCGAGUCCCUGCUGUUCAACAACACGUGAGGAAUCCACGCAAGGAUCUCGAUCCAACCGAGCAACCCGGAACUUUUCAACACCCCAAUGAUUUUCGCGUUCCUAGAAUAUUUUGCUCAAUUCUCUACAAGCCCCCUCCUCUCUAAGUUUUACCACAUGUAUCUUCGGUUCAGAGCUUGAAUAUUCCCUAAGUGAUUUAUUUAUUCAAAUGUAUUUUGUAAUGUAUUUUUUUUUUAUUAGACCUUGUUCCCAGAGAGAGACUAAAUUAGUGUUGUAAAUGAAUUAAUUAUUUUUACUUCCUAUAUAUAUAUAUACAUAUAUAAAUACCCUUUUUUUUAGAGUGGCUGAUGCCCAAAGCAAUGCUUGAAACAUGAAUAAUAUAAUUAUGUAAUAGAAGUGUAUUUACUAAGGACAUUUUUUUUCAAACUGAGAGUGCGAAUAAGUGUGUGUGUGUGUGUGGGUGAGUGUGUGUUUGUGUGCGAGAGAGCCUGUGUAAAAAUGUAAUUUAAUUUAGCAAAACAAAAUAAAAAUGAUGAAGGGAAACACAAAGAAUUGCAUAGAAAUCCACAAGUUAAGUAAGCGGAAUUUUUUUUGUGUCGAAAAAAAGCAGGCUAGUAUAUUACAAAUAUGAGAAAAACCCCCACAAUAUUACAUAUAGAAAUGCAAAGAACGGCGAAAUGGCUGCUAAAAAUUAUAUUGUAUCUAAAAACUGAUUGUCAAACAAGAAUAAAAUGCGAAUCUGUAAAGAGAGAAAAACCACAUAAACAACAAGUUACGAUUAUUAUUUCCCCUUUUGAUUUCCACUCGAGCUUAACCACAAUAAAAAUAAAAAACUGCGCAAGGUCCCAAAUCCCAAUCCAGAAAAUUACCCAAUCCCCAAUGAAAAACAACAACCAACCCAAAUCGGGGAGAAUUCAAUAAACGGC
Messenger RNA from Drosophila rhopaloa, 2965 nucleotides. It is a transcript of the gene unc-4, whose product is annotated as homeobox protein unc-4. Gene Ontology annotation, biological process: regulation of DNA-templated transcription. The transcript has 4 exons. The record is from RefSeq and is a predicted model, not a curated record. Gene Ontology annotation, molecular function: sequence-specific double-stranded DNA binding; DNA-binding transcription factor activity, RNA polymerase II-specific. Lineage: Eukaryota; Metazoa; Arthropoda; Insecta; Diptera; Drosophilidae. The coding region runs from base 351 to 2069 and encodes 572 amino acids.